CGAUAUUAUUUUGUAAACAACUAUUGUAUCUUAAAUUGUUUAAAAACAUUGGAAGAUUUAAUUUUCUUUUGAAACAGAAAAAAUGUCCGAGAGUGCAAAUUUACGUCAGAAUCUACAAAAUGUACCUUCAAUAUUUGAAAUCACUGCUGCCGAAACUCUUGAUUCGCUUAUAUACCCGGCACUGAGUAAAAUAUUUGAUUACCUUAAUCUUCGUUUGGACUUUAAGCUUUUCGGUCCUUACCGAUUACAAGAAGAAUUGUCACCCUUUUUAACAUGGGCACUACAAUUUCUGUAUCUCCGCAAUCGUGGUUCAUCGUUUGGAGAAAGUUUCUAUGGCUUACAACGUACAGAUAGCAAUACAGGUGAAAUAUUAUCGCGAGGUCAUCAAUUUACAUCUGCUAGCAUAUUAACAUUUAUGCCUUACUUUGAGCGUAAGCUAAAAACACGUAGUGCCAAUCAUACAGAAGUAUCAAUUUGGGAACGACAUUUACUAAAUAUGUUUCAUGCUUAUCAUGCCUCGAAAGCAAUACAUACAUUUCUAUACCUAAUAAAAUACGCAGGGAGUCACUCCCCCAUCUUCCGAGCAUUACGAUUGACACUGCGUUACCCUAUUGAACCUCCCAAGGACGAUAAGACUACAUACGUCUUUCUAAAAUUACUAGAAGUUUUCGCAUUUUUCCUUCAAUUUAUACAGUGGUGGUAUUCGAAUGACCAACGUCGGAAAAUUGGUGGAACCUUAAAAAAUCCAAUACCAUAUAAAGGUGAUCCCGUCAAUUUGAAAGAUAACGACACACGAAAAGGUAAUUGUCCGGUAUGUCUUAUGAAAAUUGAUACGCCCACAGCAUGUAGUAUAUCUGGAUAUGUAUAUUGUUGGAGAUGUAUAAUCUCACAUCUAAAAGAACAUUCCACAUGUCCAGUGACUGGAUAUCAAAUUACAGUGGAUGACUUAGUUCGAAUUUACGAAACAUAGUAAAACAAAAUAUAUUUUGAUUAUGUACAUCAAUUGUAGAUUCUUCUAACAUGGCUGUGUAUUUGUUGCAAUGAACGAAAAAUAAAAAAUACUUUUAUAAAAAAA
Messenger RNA from Ceratitis capitata (Mediterranean fruit fly), 1075 nucleotides. RefSeq names its product peroxisome assembly protein 12 (gene Pex12). The transcript has a single exon. The record is from RefSeq and is a predicted model, not a curated record. Gene Ontology annotation, biological process: protein import into peroxisome matrix; protein monoubiquitination. Gene Ontology annotation, cellular component: peroxisomal importomer complex; peroxisomal membrane. Gene Ontology annotation, molecular function: protein binding; zinc ion binding; ubiquitin-protein transferase activity. Bases 83 to 970 code for a protein of 295 amino acids. Lineage: Eukaryota; Metazoa; Arthropoda; Insecta; Diptera; Tephritidae.